Clunio marinus is the source of this 222-nucleotide messenger RNA. Lineage: Eukaryota; Metazoa; Arthropoda; Insecta; Diptera; Chironomidae. The record is from the annotation of a GenBank genome assembly.
AUGGAUGAAUGGAGAAAACGAAAACGUUUGUCUCAAACAAAUGUUGAUUUAUUUCCAUUUAAGACGAAUGUUUGUUAUCUUGUCAUUUUGGUUGCAGAACAUCGAUUGAAGUUUGUUCUUUUGGUAUAUUUGAAGCGAGCAAACACAAAAGAAAACCGAAAACCAUUAGAACUUUUAAGGGAAACUGUGAUAAAAUAUAACAUCAAAAUGAUGGGAAAUUAA